Molecule: messenger RNA, 1836 nt
Organism: Pieris macdunnoughi
Lineage: Eukaryota; Metazoa; Arthropoda; Insecta; Lepidoptera; Pieridae
Source: the annotation of a GenBank genome assembly
AUGCCUCCGUUUAGAAGGAAGAAGGCCUCUAAAUCAUUCCCAGUUAAAGUGUGUACAUUGGACGCUGAGUUGGAAUUUAAUUUAGAGUGGCGAGCAACUGGGAGAGAUUUGUUUGACCUGGUAUGUAGGACUAUAGGACUAAGGGAAACAUGGUUUUUUGGCCUUCAGUUUGAGGAUACAAAACAUUUUAUCAGCUGGCUAAAAUUGGAUAAGAGAGUGCAAGAUCAAUGUGUCUCUCAGAUGCCAGGCACUCCAUUCAUGCUAUUGUGCAAGCUUUAUCCUGAAGAUGUUGCAGAAGAACUUAUCCAGGAGGUCACACAACACCUGUUGUUCUUGCAAGUUAAGCAGGCUAUAUUAAGUAUGGAUAUAUAUUGUCCACCAGAAGCAUCAGUUUUGUUAGCUAGUUAUGCAGUCCAGGCUAAGUAUGGGGACUAUGAUGAAAGUGCUUAUAAGCCGGGUAUGCUCGCCAGUGAAGAUCUUCUGCCUCAGCGCGUCAUCGAUCAGUAUCAGAUGACCCCUGAGAUGUGGGAGGAAAGGAUUAAAAUAUGGUAUGCAGAUCACAAAGGUAUGUCGAGAGAUGAAGCGGAAAUGGAAUAUCUCAAAAUAGCCCAAGAUCUGGAUAUGUAUGGAGUUAAUUAUUUUGCUAUAAAUAACAAAAAAGACACAGAUCUCUAUCUAGGUGUCACAGCUCUAGGUUUAAACAUAUAUGAAAAGGACAAUAAACUCCAACCAAAAACUACCUUCCCAUGGUCAGAGAUCAAACAUAUUUCAUUUGACGAUAAAAAAUUCGUUAUCAAAUUCGUCGAUAAAUCAGCAAAUAACUUCAUUUUUUUCUCUCCAAAAGGGAUGAAUAAAUUGAUAUUGGACCUGUGCAUCGGUAACCAUGACUUAUACAUGCGCCGGCGCAAGCCUGACACUAUGGAAGUGCAGCAGAUGAAAGCUCAGGCCAAGGAGGAGAAAGUGCGUCGACAAGUAGAACGCAAUAAAUUGGCUCGCGAGAAGCAACUCAGGGAGGCAGCGGAAAGGGAAAGGGCCGCGAUGGAACAGAGAUUGUUGCAGUACCAAGAGGAGAUACGUCUUGCUAAUGAAGCUUUGCGUCGUUCAGAAGAGACAGCAGAGCUGUUAGCUGAGAAGGGAAGAGUGGCGGAAGAAGAGGCAUCUCUUCUAGCACAGAAGGCGGCUGAUGCUGAAAGGGAUAAUGCUCGAUUGAGGUUGUCUAACAUACGGACUGAAGAGGAAAAGGUAUAUUUAGAACGAAAAACCCGAGAAGCAGAAUUCUUAACUGCACGUUUAGUGGAGGAAUCAGAAAAACGCGCGGCGGAAGCCGAUAGGCUUAAAUCGGAAUUACUAGCAGCGAGAGUAGCGGAAAAACAAGCGAAGGAGAAACUACUGAACUUCCUUAGUAGAACUUCUACUGGGUCGCUACCGCCGCCAUCAUCCAAUCCAUCUUCUCUCUUCCCGUCAACGUGCUCUCUCCCGGCGGAGUUGAGUUGUGAUGACGUCGGAGUCCUACAAAAUGGAGGCUCCACACCACCGGAGCCCGAGUUGAAUUCCUACCAACUACUUCCUGAUGACUCGGAUCCGCAUAUCCACCGGCUGUCGUUGGAGAUUGAGAAGGAAAGGGUGGAAUACCUCGCAAAAUCCAAGCAUCUCCAACAGCAGUUAGACGAACUGCGUUGUGAAUUCUCGGUUUUGCGAGUGGAACAGCAGCCUGGAGCCACCUUGGACAGGAUUCAUGAAGCUCAGGCGAGGGCCGGAGAUGACAAGUACUCCACUCUACGGCGGCUCAAACAGGGCUCCACGAAAACACGACUUGCCUUCUAUGAGGAGCUGUGA